GAUAUCGACGAGUGUGCUAGCGGUACUGAUGACUGUCACAGUUCACGUGCUUCAUGUACAAACACAGUGGGAUCCUUUAAUUGUUCAUGUAACAGUUCUUACAUUGGAGAUGGCAGAACUUGCAAUAUACCAUCAGGUAUAAUUAGAAGAUUUUCACUUACCAAACCCGUACACUAGUGAGUGAUGCACCAUGCGCUGACCUUGGCUGCUUGAACGGUGUUUUACGUUUAAAAUUCAUUGACCGGUUUUGAGACCUUCGACCAAGUCUACUUUAAUGCAAUUUAUACUGUUACUUUAAGGGGAGUUAACUUUUUCAAGUUUGCCAAUUAACUGCGAUAGCAGUCACUAUCUCUAUGAAAAACCGAACAAGAAUAAAGAGGCGAAUUAUAACAGUUACCUUUAAUAUUUAACAAUUAUUCGCCCGAAGGCGAAGUUAAUAUUGUUGAAUAAUCCCCGAGACGAAGUCGAGGGGAUUAUUCAAUAAUAUUAACUGGGCCUGAGGUGAAUAAUUGUUUUAGUUUAUUCACACGAAGUGAUCUCAACAGAAUCAGAAAAGAAACCAUUAAAAAACGAUUAGUUUGGUUGACGGGUGAAUUCAUGCGUAAACACGAAGCCGUAAACAUGGGGAUGCGCAAAAGUUAGGCUUUACAGUAUCUUCAAACAUGGCAAAUGAUAGGUUUAAUCUUUUUGUAUCGAGUUUUGUAAGCUUCAGCAUCAACGGUUUAAAACAAAACGCCGAAAAUUUAAAUUACUACCCAAUUCAGAGAAGAAAGGUAGAGCUUUAUUUGUUUCUGUCAACUCACCGUGAAUGAGAAAGUUUUCUUUGUCGCUUCUUGCAAAUGCUGUCAACAGCGGUUACGAUCAAGGUGAGCGUUGUUUAUCUCCAAAGUUCUUUGCUUUGUUUACUUGCUGGCAAGCACAAGUUUCGAAAAUAUUUGCCUUCCUCUUUUCUCCAUAAAUUAACUUUUAUCUAUAGGCAAAAUUGGUCUUGCGAGAAUCCCGAAAUCACAAAACAGUGACAAAGCGACCUCGUUUUCCUCUGUAGUUGUAAACAUGGCUUCGAGCGUACAAAAAAGUCAGCUACAGUAAACCACUUCACAAUAAAUCACGCUGUUUAAACACCAUGAAGUCUUUUCUUACCUUCAAAGUCAUCAGCACUUGGAUAUUCGUGUAUUUUCAAAAAGGCCUUACUAUGAAACUUUGGCAAAACACCCAGUUCACGACAGCGAUUUUGUUCUGCUUUAUAUUCACCGCGUAGCGCGGUGAAUAUAACGUCAUAGUCCGAGAUAGGUAACCAAUCAGAUUGCUUGAAUUACCAAGAUCACUGAGUGUACACGAGUGAAUAAGUUUCUGAGUCAGAGGUACACGAACGAUUAUAUAUCAAAUAAUCGUUGUGGGAGAAAUUCUUUUUUUUGUUUUUUUUGUUUUUACUGUCUUUGUUCAUUUCCGUUUUUAUAGUAGUCUUAUGGACGUGAAUAGCUGACCCUUAAGCUGAUAUCAGGCAUCCUUGCUCAAUGCUUUUAGAAACUACGUUUUCAUUAUAAGUGACCUUGUAUAAAUAUAAAAAAGUGGUUAUACAGAGUGCUUUAUAAGAAAAGACCUUUCAGUUAACUGUCUUUUGACAAUAGAACUGGCACAGAAAAAAUCUCAACGUAGCAAAUACGCGAAAGGUUUAUAAUCAAUCUUUAGUUGCCAGAACGUUUUUGUAUAAAUGUCAGUAUUGAUGGUUACAAAAUUGAUGUCGUUACCUGUAAUUAUUAAUUAUGGUCAAUUCUGAAAUAUUCAAGCACCUUUUUAUAUAUGAACGGACCUAUUUUCCCUGGGAAAUACUCGGCAAAGCUAAAGGCGGUACAUGCGUCGAUGUAUUCCUGUAUCAAAAUUUAACGUCGUAUGUAACAGAGAUAAUUCAUCUGUUUACCGGCACAAGUUAUGACGAUGCCUAACAUAUACUGCUCAUGGGUAAUAAUGUUUUCUUCCUGUGUUGUUGUUGGUUAACAGUGAGGAUGUGAUUGGGGAAUUUAGAACAUGAAAUGCUCCCCUCUUUUACCUCGAGCUCGCCACACGUAAGGGAAUGCGGAUUCCGGAAUCCAAGAAAUUUUUGCUGGUGGAAUCCAGAAUCUAGGAAAUUGCUUGUGGAAUCCGGAAUACUAGGCUUUGGAAUCCGGAAUCCUUCUAAAGAUUUGAAUCCAGAACUUAAGUUCCACUGGCAAAGACUGGGUACCAGUACCUAGAAUCCGGAAUUCACGGCGUGAAAUCCAGAAUCCAAGAUUGUCUUGGAUUCCCUUAUGUGGGGCAAUCGAGCUGAUGUACAACUAAAUGAAACGUUGCUAGUGACUGAUGUUCUUUCUCCUCUUUGUGUCAGAAUGUCAGAACUACGGGAUUCUCAACAGCGGAAGCCGAAGGACUUCGUAUUAUAGGAGCUACUACUAUGGUUAUUAUUGUGAUAGCAGUCUUGGCCCCGGAUGGUUCCGUUUCCAGGGGUCUGCCGGCACAAGAAUGGCAACAUCAUGUCCAUCUUACCGAAGGUGUGGUACCUAUUCUACCGGCUGGCUAAGUGGAGGACACCCCUCAGUAGCGGACGGUCAGGUCACCAGGACGGUGUAUUUUAAUAAUGGUUAUUGCUAUGGUUACUCAACAAGCAUCAAAGUGAGAAAUUGUGGUUCAUAUUAUGUGUACUAUCUAAGUGGUACACCUACUUGUGAUCUCCGUUACUGUGGCAACUAA
Molecule: messenger RNA, 2724 nt
Organism: Porites evermanni
Lineage: Eukaryota; Metazoa; Cnidaria; Anthozoa; Scleractinia; Poritidae
Source: the annotation of a GenBank genome assembly